AUGGUGUUACUCCAGUCGCUCGUUUUCCCGCUGCUGGCCCUUCAGCCGCUGGUCUCGGCCAACGAACUCGUCGAGCGCAAGAUCGACUGCUCCAACCCCAAGGUCAAGUCGCUGGUCAAAUCAGCCAAGUCCGUGGCCGGCAAGCAGAUCAAGACCUUCUGUUCGUCAUACCUGCACUACAAAACGAAGACCAAGACCGUUGUCGAGACCUUCACUUGGACUAACGUGGUGGAUGAGUUUGUCACCGAGGGCAUCGACACCUUUCUGACCUUUGCCACCACGACAAUCUCGGCCACCACGACCGUCAUUCGCACCAUUGGCGUUUAUGAAGGCGUCGAGAAGCGUGACGUUGCGGCGAGCGCCGCCCCAGCGCUCAAUCCGACCGCCGCCUCGUCUCAGAUCACCCAAGCCCCGGCGUACGACGAUGCGGAAGCCGACCCAGAAGACCUGCGCCGAGAUAUCCAAGAACGCGCCCUUCCCAAGAAGCUCAAGCCCGACUACCGUGGACGUGUACUUGGAUCCUCCCCGAGAAUCGUGAGCGAGGCCUGCAGCUGCCUUGUGAAGAAACCGACGCUGACAACCACAACUAGCUAUUUUGCCAUUGAAGAGACAGCUACAGCCACGUAUACCGUGGCCUCGGACUCUACUUGGACGACGUCCACAUACACGAAUCAUGACUACUCGACCAUAAGCGUGGUUCACACCAGGACUUUUAGCAAGCCAACGAAUUGCGGCACCGAGGCACAGCCAACCUUCUUCGUGCAGAUGCGGGACGCCGACCGCAGCAGCACGGAUCAAUGGGACAACAACUACCUCGCCUUGAUGAGCAGUUCCAAUUAUCGAGGUCAGGCCGGCGACGCCGUCCUCAUGGCCGAAGCCUCCAAGAGCCGCGCGGUUCUCGUCACCAUCGAGCCGGGCACAGGCUACCUGCGCGAGGUGCGGAAGGGGCGGUACCUCAACACCGACUACUUCAACGAUUUCCAGAUCAUGUUCUGGAACACGCAGGCGUGGAUCGACCUACGUGGGUACCGGUACAUCAAGUGCGCCAUUGUCCAGGUCGGCAUUCAGAGAGAGCUCCAGUGCGACGUUGCGGAAGCCGCCUGGGAUAUCCACGUUUGGCAGACUUGCCCUAUUUACUGGGAGUGGUUUGCGACGCCCAUGGUUUUGGGAGCAGAGUUCAGCAAGACCACCCCUGAAUGUUUUGAGAAGAAGAUGCCGACGACGGUGGCCGAGUACCAAGUCCCAGAGGGCAUCAUCGUACCCGGUGUUAGCCUCGGUGCGGUGAUGCAUCAUGACGAGCUUCGGAGCCAGCAGACACCGACAUUCUCACAGAACUGGAACGACCACCCACCGCCGCAAUAUUUCGUCGCAGAUUUGCCCGCUCAGCAUGACUUCGUGGACGACUCGCCGUCCAAGCGGCAAAACAUGGCAGCCAUCCAGACACCGUGGGAUCAACAGCUACGUGCUUCUCCGGCCGACGUGUUUCCUCCACCAACUGCUUCAACUACCGCCCAAAAGGCAAUAGCCGUGCCAAGAUCACCCCCGCCCAAAGCCAAACGGGUGCGGACCGGCUGUCUGACGUGCCGUGACAGGCACCUAAAGUGCGACGAGGCUCUGCCGGACUGUCUCAACUGUCGAAAACGUGGCCGCGCCUGCAAACGAGGAGUACGCCUUAACUUCCUCGACAUCAACGUGCACAGCUUAACCUGUGUGCCAACUUCGGAAGAAUGGGCAGUCCAAUUCCACGACGAGUCUCGCGAAAUUGCGUCGGAGUAUCGAGGCGGGCUCAGACGUUAUGCCCCAUAUGACUCGGAACGAGAACUUCCACGCAACCUUGGAGUCAACCGACAUAGUCUAAACGAGCGACGCCAUUCGGAACAUGGGACGCAGUCCAUGGUGCACAACUUCAGCUCGCAGGCCGUUGACAACUCGGACGACGCAAAGGCCUCUGGCACACGGGCUGAAUUUGGUCCGAAAACCUUACCUUCAGAAAAGUAUUGGGCAAACAAUCAGAACCCUGCUACUUUAGGUAGUAGCUCACACUCGAGAACCACAAGCGAUGCAUCUAAUAUCGCCACUCCGUCAUCUUCAAGUCAGUCCAACGUCGCAUAUGGGGCACAUUCGUUUCAACACCUCGUCGCUGUCAGGAGAAAACCAUCUUUCCGUCGAAGGAGUGAUGUAUCGGCUGCGGCAUCUAUCCUUCCACAAGCAACCAUCACAGCGCCAAACGAGACGAAGCUCCCCAUCAACAACUUGCCGAGUGAAAACCCCACGACGCCCGGACGCGAGUUUCUUAGCACUCCAGAAGAGAUUGGGUACAUGCAAGUCUUUGUCGAAGACGUGUGGGUGUGGAUGGACUCAUUCGACAAAGAAAAACACUUCAGUCGUCUUAUUCCCUUCUAUGCCCUCAAAUCGACGAUGCUCCUCAACGCAUUUCUCGCUUGUGGCGUGAAGCACCUCUCCCUGAGCUCCCCAGACGAAAAUGACAAGGCGCUCUUCUACUAUAACACGGCAACCUCCCAACUUCUCCGCAGCCUUCAAAACCCAGACCGAAACAUGGCGGAGUGUGCGAUAACUGCGGUGAUUCUCAACGUAUACGAAAUCAUGUCGGAGAAACCGGCUCAUCGCAUGCGGCACAUCGGUGGCGCCCGUGCCUUGAUCCUCGAGUGUCGAUGGGAUGCGAGGAGUACGGGAAUCGGGGCCGCGUGCUUCUGGCAAAACAUUACCAUGGAGGUGUUGAUAUGCCUUUCAGAGAACUGGCGGACGACUUGGAGCCCUGAUGACUGGGGUCUGGACCUUAGUUUUUUCAAGGAGGGAGAAGACCAGGUGACGAUCGAGCCAGACGAAGUCUUUGUGCACAGGAUCAUAUUUGUCAUUGCCAAGAUCGUCAACUUUCGAGCAGCGGCCCCUGGAUUUGAGGAAAUUUCUCCUCAGGAUGAACAGCUUUGGCUAAGAGAGCGAUUGGGCCGCUGGCAUGAGCUUAAGCGGCUCUGUGAUCGAUGGAACCACCGCUGCCCGAGGACGAUGCACCCGUAUGGCUAUAUGAAGCCAUCCAAGUCUACGGGUGAUUCAGUAUUCCCUUACAUUUGGAUGAUUAAAACUGCGGCAACUCUCGGCCGCUUGCUCUAUCACACAGCGCAAUGCAUUCUCAGCCAGAGCCACCCCUCCAAGCAGAUAACCGAUUCUGAAGGAAUGAGAAACUUGCAGCUACACCACGCGCACCAAGUUUGCGGCAUCGCGGCGUCUACCAAGGACCGUGGUGUCAUUCCAAUGACGAUUCGAUGUUUGGCCAUCGCCGCGCUUGUCCUGUCCGAGUUUCACGAACAAGCAGAAGUGUUAGGAAUCCUGGACAGAUUCAAAAACCAAGGCGGAUGGCAUCUUGGCUCAGUCGAACCCGAGUUGAAAAGAGCCUGGGGCUGGGAACGGGGAAGAUUUCCGGUGGCAUUAGCGACGAGCCAGCCUGACGACCAGCCACCAGCUGGUAGCCAUGCAAUGCCGCCGCCCGUACGCGCGCCUGCGAUGAUGCCAAUGCCCAACUCGGACUCGCCGGUAACUGCGGUAAUGAGAGUAUUGACACCUCCCGGGGUUGCCAAUCCAUGUGUGAAUCCGUUGAGCUUCGCAGACUUUCGUUUGCCGAACCAUCCGUAUCAGAACUGGUAUGAGCCACCGAAUAGGACAAGCCCGGGGGUAGCAAAUGAGUAG
Molecule: messenger RNA, 3702 nt
Organism: Ilyonectria robusta
Lineage: Eukaryota; Fungi; Ascomycota; Sordariomycetes; Hypocreales; Nectriaceae
Exons: 5
Coding region: 1-3702 (1233 amino acids)
Biological process (GO): positive regulation of transcription by RNA polymerase II
Cellular component (GO): nucleus
Molecular function (GO): DNA-binding transcription factor activity, RNA polymerase II-specific; zinc ion binding; transcription cis-regulatory region binding
Source: RefSeq, a predicted model, not a curated record